Molecule: messenger RNA, 640 nt
Organism: Durusdinium trenchii
Lineage: Eukaryota; Dinophyceae; Suessiales; Symbiodiniaceae
Source: the annotation of a GenBank genome assembly
CCCCGAAGUAUGCCCUCGAUGCAAGUGUAACAUGUCAGUGUAAAUAUGAUGGAAGACUGGAUGCUGAUUCUGGGGAUGAGCGGAGGAAUUUUGGCAGCGUGCCUCAUCUUUGUGCUGCUGAUUUUUGUCACCUCAAUCUAUGACGAGGAGCGGCUGGCAUACCUCCGAAGCACACAACCCCUCUUCCUGGAUCGCCAGGCCUUUGAUUCCUUUGAUGAUGCCGUGCCUGUGUCGCCAGCAGCAAGACUGGAGACUUGCACCAUUUGCUUGGAUGAGAUUCAACAAGGCCAGCCUUGUCGUGAGCUGGGGUGCAAGCAUGCAUUCCAUGCAGACUGCUUGCAUGCUUGGUGGGAGCGCUGUGCCAGAUCCAAGUCGAGCUGCUCUUCCCACAUCAAUCAAGUGAUUUGCCCAAGCUGCCGACAAGUACAGGUCUUUGGAAGAUGUCACAAUGACAUGGACAUGUUGGAGACGAAUGCGUAGCUCACUAGCCCCAUAAUUGUUCACUCGCGGCAAGUGCCCAAGACUGAAACUGUACAAGAUGUGUAGUGUCCUUUGCGAUGUUGCAUUUUCUUUGUCUCAAGUUUUCAGCUCAGCCCUGCUGGGCAAUGCCAGCCAGCCCGUCCGCCUCCGUCAGGUCCCU